Messenger RNA from Labeo rohita (rohu), 1279 nucleotides. Its product is annotated as PI-PLC X domain-containing protein 1. NCBI's taxonomy places the organism in Eukaryota, Metazoa, Chordata, Actinopteri, Cypriniformes, Cyprinidae. Gene Ontology annotation, molecular function: phosphoric diester hydrolase activity. The record is from RefSeq and is a predicted model, not a curated record. The coding region runs from base 290 to 1261 and encodes 323 amino acids. The transcript is spliced from 6 exons. Gene Ontology annotation, biological process: lipid metabolic process.
UGUCAUCCAGCUUCGAGAAACGAAAAGUGUCACGAGAUUGACAUGAUCAUUGAAAAUCUAAUAAACUCAAACAAAUGUAUAGUUCACCAUUAUAAUGAUCUCGUCAAACACUCAAUGCACCUCUGUAAGUUAUUUAACAAGGUGUUUCUGUCUGGCAUCGCAUGACAAAGAAAAACGCGGAAGCAAUGGUUAUUUUUAGUUUCAGUGGGCGAUGUACUGUAGAGGAUGUUGGUACUGUUAAUAACACAAGUGUUUUAGGUUAAUUGUUCAUAAUUUAAAAGCGUAACAAAUGGAGGAUGAAGAAAGAUUAUGCAUCUCCAGCGGUUCUGACUGGAUGUCCGAGAUGCCCUCGGGUUUUUGGGACAUUCCGCUGUGGAAUCUCUCUAUACCCGGAAGUCAUGACACCAUGAGUUACUGUUUAGAUGAGCGGUCCUCAGUACUGAAGUCUUUACCGUGGGUGGUUCAAGUGUUAGACACUUUCUUUCCCUGUAUCGUUCGGCCCUGUAUAAUCAAAUGGGCAACAACACAGGAAGAUAGCAUCACUAACCAGCUGGAUUUAGGCAUUCGGUUUCUCGAUUUAAGAAUAGCUCAUAAAAUAAAAGACCCUGAUAAAGUUUUCUACUUUGCACAUGGGAUCUACUCUCUUCUGACUGUGAAGGAAGCGCUCACAGAAGUUGCUCACUGGUUAGACCAGCACUCCAAGGAAGUGGUCAUUAUUGCUCUUUCUGCAUUUGAUGGCAUGAACCUGGAUCAACACAAAGACCUGAUUCAAUUCCUCUUAAGCACAUUUGACAAAAAAAUGUGUCCAAAUCAUAUCGUACCUUCACUACAGCAGUGUUGGAAUCACAACUAUCAGGUGAUUCUGUCAUAUGAUGACUCAGCUGCGUUUGGAUAUGAGGAAUUGUGGCCUCAGUGUGAAUAUUGGUGGGCGGACACCUCAGAUCCAAACAAUGUCAUAUCCUACCUGGAGGAGAGAAAAACUGAAGGAAGACCAGGUCAGUUUUUUGCUGCCGGUCUGAACCUAACAGAGGAUGCCAAGUAUGUUAUUUCUCAUCCGUGCCAGUCAUUACAAAGCAUGACCAUGAGCUCCUAUAGUCUGCUUCUGAACUGGGUCAAGCAGCAGCGCCCAGGCCCUUACCAAACAUGCCUCAACAUCAUCUGUGCAGAUUUUGUGGGGGCUUUCAACAAUGAAUUCACCCAGCUGGUUAUUGGACUCAAUCAAACGCUGUUAAAAAAGACUUUACCCAUAAAUCUGCCAUAGAUGACAUUACACACAAAU